Molecule: messenger RNA, 870 nt
Organism: Haliotis rubra (blacklip abalone)
Lineage: Eukaryota; Metazoa; Mollusca; Gastropoda; Lepetellida; Haliotidae
Product: MFS-type transporter clz9-like
Exons: 2
Cellular component (GO): nucleus
Molecular function (GO): DNA binding
Source: RefSeq, a predicted model, not a curated record
AUGAACAGGGGAAGGAACGCUAAUAAACCAACCUACAGCGCUGAUAACGUGAGAAGGGCGAUAGACGCCAUUAAUACCCGAGGGAUUUCCGUUAGGAAAGCUGCGACAAGUUAUGGUAUCCCAAGAAGUACUCUUCACGAUAAACUAAUGAACAAGGUCCCUAUUGAGUUCAAAAAGGACCCUCCCCCUAUCCUGUCACACGAGGAGGAGCAGAAACUUUCUCUCUGGGCUAUCCAGAUGUCCCAGAUUGGGUACGGGCGGACUAGGGAGCAGCUCCUUGACACAUUGGCAAAGGAAAGGGCCAUGGUUACAAAAGAAAAAAUUGACCAGUGGUUUGACUCGCUUUCAGAGUAUUUAAAUCAAAAUGCAGAUAUGCAGUUACUAAGCAAACCAUCACGCAUUUUCAAUGCUGAUGAGUCAGGGUUUCCCCUUUGUCCAAAAAGUGGCAAAGUUCUUGCAGAGAAAGGAUGCCAAAAUGUGUAUAAUUUCUCAUCCUCAGACAAAUCUCAGGUAACGGUUCUGGCCUGCGCUAGUGCAGCUGGGACGUACGUUACUCCUAUGAUAGUAUAUCCCGGGAGUAGGUUUCAUUAUAAUCCUCUAGAGGGAUUUGAAUCUGCCGUCUUGGGCAGGAGUGAGAGUGGUUGGAUGGACUCUGAGCUGUUUGCUUCUUGGCUGCACACUGUGUUCAUACCACAUAUCAAUCGCUGUGCAGUCAAAAAGCCAGUGGUUCUUUUUGUCGAUGGUCACUCCACUCACCUCACUUUGGAUGCAUGUAAUGCAUGCAUAGAUAAUAACAUCAUCUUAUAUUGUCUCCCUUCACAUGCAUCACAUGUUAUCCAGCCCUUAGACCUGUCUGUUUUCCUCAUUGAA